AUCGCCCGGAUCCCAUCCUCACCACACCAGCGUCCGUCCGAACGCGAUCCCCCAAGCGGCUAGCGCCAUCUAGCCACCCGCCACCCGGUAUAUAUCACUCCGCACCUGCUCACCGCGAGCAGAGAGGCACCGACACCGAUGGCAAGUCCGCUGCUGUGCCUGGCCGCCGCCGCCGCGCUCGCCGCAGCCCUCCUCGCUUCCACCCCCGAGGCGUGGCGCCCGGUGGCGACGCCCCCCCCGCUGCCGGUGCUGCCGAUCCCGUCGGCGGCGCAGCUCAAGUGGCAGCGGCGCGAGGUGAUCAUGUUCUUCCACUUCGGCAUGAACACGUUCACGGACUCCGAAUGGGGCACGGGGGCGGAGGACCCGUCCCUGUUCCGCCCCGCGGCGCUCGACGCCGCCCAGUGGGUGGGCGCGGCGCGCGCGGCGGGGGCGUCGCUGGCGAUCCUCGUCGCCAAGCACCACGACGGCUUCUGCCUCUGGCCGUCCGCGUACACGGACCACUCGGUGCGCGCCAGCCCCUGGCGCGCGGGCCGCGGCGACGUGGUCAGGGAGUUCGUGCGCGCCGCCCGCGCGGGCGGCGUCGACGCCGGGCUCUACCUCUCGCCAUGGGACCGGCACGACGCACGGUACGGGAAGGAGGUCGCGUACAACGAGUACUACGAGGCCCAGCUCCACGAGCUCCUCACGGGGUACGGGAGCGUGUCGGAGAUUUGGUUCGACGGCGCCAAGGGCAAGAACGCGACCAACAUGACGUACCACUUCCAGGAGUGGUUCCAGACGGUGAAGCAGCUGCAGCGCUCCAUCAACAUCUUCUCCGACGACGGGCCCGACGUCCGGUGGGUCGGCGACGAGAAGGGAUUCGCCGGAACCACCUGCUGGUCCACCGUCAACCGCUCCAUGAUCACCAUCGGCGAGGCCGGCAUCGAGAAGUACCUGAACGAGGGCGACCCGCGGGGGCGCGACUGGGUGCCGCCGGAGUGCGACGUGUCGAUCCGGCCGGGCUGGUUCUGGCACAAGAACGAGACGGCCAAGCCGCUGAGCCAGCUGCUGGAGAUCUACUACAACUCCGUCGGCCGGAACUGCGUGCUCCUGCUGAACGCGCCGCCCAACUCCACGGGCCUGGUCGAGGACGCGGACGUCGCGCGGCUGCGCGAGUUCGGCUCCGCCGUGGCCACCAUCUUCGGCACGAACCUCGCGGCCGGCAGCGCCGCCAGGGGCAGCAGCGAGCGCGGCGGCGGGUUCGCGGCGCGCAACGUGCUCGACGGGCGGGACGACACGUACUGGGCGCCGGCGGCGGAGGACGGGCGCCGGAACGGGUACUGGAUCGAGCUGCGGCGGCCGCCGGGGUCGGCGGGCCGGCCGUUCAACGUGGUGCGGAUCCAGGAGCACGUCGCGCUGGGGCAGCGUGUGGAGCGGCACGCGGUGUACGUGGACGGCGCGCCCGUGGCGAACGGCACGACGGUCGGGCACAAGCGGCUGCACCGGCUGCCCUGCGCCGUCGCGGGCGGGACGGUGCGCGUCUGGAUCGCGGCGCGGCGGGGCCCGCCGCUGCUGUCCGCCGUGGGGCUCCACCACGACCCCUUCGUCGAGGCGGACUCGUUGUGACGUGGCGGUCGGCGCGGCCGGGACGGGAUGCAUCAUUGGUGUCCAGGCCGGACCAAGCGAGCGGAGCCGCGACGACGGGCGGCGCGCGCCGCCACCUCCAGCGAGCGGCGAGCCGGCGAGGAAAGCGCCGCGCCGGUACGUUUGGGUGG
Panicum hallii is the source of this 1754-nucleotide messenger RNA. Its product is annotated as putative alpha-L-fucosidase 1. Gene Ontology annotation, biological process: glycoside catabolic process; fucose metabolic process. The transcript has 3 exons. The record is from RefSeq and is a predicted model, not a curated record. Gene Ontology annotation, cellular component: lysosome. Gene Ontology annotation, molecular function: alpha-L-fucosidase activity. Bases 139 to 1605 code for a protein of 488 amino acids. NCBI's taxonomy places the organism in Eukaryota, Viridiplantae, Streptophyta, Magnoliopsida, Poales, Poaceae.